Xenopus tropicalis (tropical clawed frog) is the source of this 1606-nucleotide messenger RNA. The record is from RefSeq and is a predicted model, not a curated record. NCBI's taxonomy places the organism in Eukaryota, Metazoa, Chordata, Amphibia, Anura, Pipidae.
AACAAUAUUUAAAUAAUUUAUGUAGUAUACAUUUAUGUUGCUUAACUAACAUGAUAAAUAGAUAUGGAAUUCUUUAUUAUGGUGACAGGUCCCCUUUAAGCACUUUAUCUUUUUUCUUUCUUUCUUGUUAAAUAGUCACUUCCUUUAAGAAAAGGAGAAGUUACUAAAGUUUUAUGUGUUUGGCAAAUUACCAGCAAAAUACAGUAAAUCACAUUGACAGUAAGCCAAGCAGAAAGGAAACUAUAUUGAAAAAAAAACAGGCUCAGCAAAAAGCAGACUUAAUCAAACAUUACUAUCAUGGGUGAGGUCAUUUUGAUUCCUGGACAAUGUGGGAAACACGCCUGGUUAUCUUGUGACACAUUUCAGCAUAUUUUAUUCCUCUUAGAAAAUUCAUAUUUGCAUCAACGAUCCAUGAAUAUUGAUUUUUUUAUUUUUUUUUUGCCUUAGAGACACUUGUCAUACAUUGCAGUUAUGACUUCUCAGAACAAUUUUCCAAAUACCUUUCACCAGAAAAAGAUUUAUCACUACAGCCAAAGUGCCGUUUUGUCUUGUACAUUUCUUCCUUUCACAGUCAUUCUGCUCUCUUUCCUUAUGGCAGUAGCACUCUAUAAUAUAUUUGUGCUAAGAGCGGAACUUGCAAGCCUCCGAGCUGAGCUACGAUCUUACACACAUAUUUCUGAACAUCAGCAUUCCGUUCCUAUAGUAUUGGAGCAUGAUGGCUUUGAUGGAAUGAAAAGACAUAUCACAGCAGAGGCCACACUGAAACAAAAAAUUGCAGCAGACAAGGUUUUAACAAAAAACCGGUCAAGAAGAUUUGCUUCUGGAAAUCAAGAACAAGUUUUCCAUUCUUGCUUGCAAUUAAUUGCUGAUACAACAAAACAAGUUGACGAUGAAGAUGAUACCACUAUCAUACCAUGGUUGCUAAGCUUUCAACAAGGGACAGCUUUGGAGGAAAGACAAAAUAAAAUAUAUAUCAAAGAAACUGGUCACUUUUUCAUAUAUGGGCAGGUUUGGUUCACAGAUAAAUUGUUUGUAAUGGGCCAUGUAAUACAAAGAAAAAAGGCCCAGAAAGUGGGUAAUGAUCCCAGUUUAGUUACAUUAUUUAAGUGCAUUCAGAAUAUGCCACCUUCUCAUCCAAACAAUUCAUGCUUUACAGCUGGUAUUGCAAAAUUAGAAGAAGGAGAUGAAAUUCAGCUUAUCGUACCUUCAAGGAAAACAAAGAUAUCACUGAGUGGGGAAGGGACAUUUUUUGGAGCAAUUAAAAUUUUGUGAACAGAAGCAGAAGUUUCUUUUUUUUUUUCAAAACACAGCAAAAAACCCCCACCAAUAGUGACAAUCAAAACUAGGAAUUUCUCUUUGCCUGCCAUCUUUGCUGAAUAAUCCAACAUUGACUAUUAAAUGAAAGCCACACAAACAAUGCCUUUUUGUUAUUUUCCCAUUAUUUGUAUUGAGAGAAGAAAGUACAAUUCAGUCCUUUUUCUGGAUUCUACCUUUCUGCUGUAAAAGGUAAACAGAUACUGCCUUCAAUAUCAAAUACAAAUUGUAUAUAUAUCUUUAAAACCACUGAAAAUAUUUAAUUAAUGGAUAUUACAAAGUUGCUUAGAAU